Molecule: messenger RNA, 1764 nt
Organism: Aspergillus puulaauensis
Lineage: Eukaryota; Fungi; Ascomycota; Eurotiomycetes; Eurotiales; Aspergillaceae
Product: CocE/NonD family hydrolase
Exons: 2
Coding region: 1-1764 (587 amino acids)
Molecular function (GO): dipeptidyl-peptidase activity
Source: RefSeq, a predicted model, not a curated record
AUGCCGCCCCCCGUCCAAGCCGCGUACAAACGCAUCAAACCGCCCAAGGUAGACGAGAACGGCUACGUCGAAUUCAACCCCAAGUCGGAGGUCCUCCCCGGAGGCUGGAACGGAUUCAACGCGAAACCGCUGAAAAGCGCGAUCCGGAUUGAUCACGAUGUCGAGAUCGUGAUGCGCGAUGGCGCCAGGCUGUACGCAGACAUCUACCGCCCCGCCGAGACAGAUGAGAAAAUACCCGCCGUCCUGAGCUGGUCAUUUUACGGGAAGAAGUACAGUGCGCUGGACAUGCUGCCCAUGUGUGUUUGGAACUGCUGCGUACCGCGCUCUGAUCUCAGCGGGCUGGAGAAGUUCGAGGGUCUGGACCCUGAGGCCUGGUGUCCGCGUGGCUAUGCGAUUGUCAGCGUUGAUACGCGCGGAGCAGGGAAUAGCGAUGGAUUGAUUGGUGUUAUGGGUGCGCAGGAUGCGGAGGAUGGAUAUGAUGUUGUUGAAGCCCUUGCAAAGAUGGAUUGGUGUAAUGGGUCUGUUGGUAUGGCUGGGAACUCGGCCCUGGCUAUCUCGCAGUGGUUCAUUGCAGCGCAGCAACCUCCGUCGUUGAAGGCAAUUGCGCCGUGGGAGGGAUCGGGGGAUAUCUACCGAGAGCAGUUCUGCAGAGGUGGAUGGUUCUCCAUGAGUAACUUCGAUCUGAUCACGAACGAGAUCGUGCGCGGACCGGCCAGCUCAGGCAUCGAGGACUUCGAGGAGAUGUACCGCCGGUCUCCAGUGUCCAGUCCAUUCUGGGAGGAUAAGCGGACUGAUAUGACCAAGGUCAAGUGUCCAGUCUAUAUAAGGGGCUCUGAUGUCAGCUCUAUACACACAAUGGGUUCGAUCCGAGGGUGGCUGCAGGUACCGCACGACAACAAAUGGAUCCAAUGGGGAAGCAAACAAGAGUGGUACGAGCUGUACAGCUGUCCCGAGUCAAUGGAAGAGCUGCAUCUCUUCUUCGAUCGGUAUCUGAAGGGAAUCGACAACAGCUGGGAGGAAACACCUAAAGUGCGGUGGUCUGCACUGCAAUUCGGGGAUCGAGAGGCCAUCGACAAUGUCGUCCUCGAGGAUUUUCCAGCCCCGAGCACCCAGUAUCGCGAGCUCUUCUUGUCAUCGCAGACUCUGAACACGAGUCCGGUUGCCGCAUACGAGAAGUUGUCCUAUGAUUCCGAGUGGUCCUCCAGCUUCGCCGAGUUCUCGUAUACAUUUGACCAACCAUCUCGGUUGAUUGGUUUGCCCAAGGCCGUGCUCUAUAUGUCCUCGGAGGACCAAGACGACUUCACUGUAUUCGUGAUUAUUCGCAAGAAGGACAAGAAUGGAAAGCCGCUGAUGCAUCUCAACUUUCCAUUCCACGCUACGCCCGUCAAGUCAAUCGAUGACAUCCCGCCGAAAGAACAGGCCAGUCUGAACCUGCACCUAGGCUCUACCGGAAUCUUGAGAGCGUCGCAUCGUGCUAUUGACAAAGAGAAGAGCAUUCAUCCUCAGUUCCCAUUCCAUCCUCACACGCGUCAAGACAAAGUAACUCCUGGGGACAUUGUCAAACUAGAGAUCGGAAUCUGGGCGAUGGGUGUAGAUUUCGAGGCUGGAGAGACGGUCAGCUUCAGGGUCUCCGGUCAGUUUCCCAGCAUUGCUGAGUACAAGACGUGGUCGAAGCCCCGGCCGGAGCAUGAACUGAAUCGUGGGAAGCACUUUAUUCAUUGCGGUGGAGAGUAUCCCAGUUCGGUGAUCCUGCCAUUUAUAUAG